Messenger RNA from Cicer arietinum (chickpea), 1438 nucleotides. RefSeq lists its product as uncharacterized. The record is from RefSeq and is a predicted model, not a curated record. Gene Ontology annotation, molecular function: RNA binding. NCBI's taxonomy places the organism in Eukaryota, Viridiplantae, Streptophyta, Magnoliopsida, Fabales, Fabaceae.
GCCACUAUCCACUGAUGAUGGACCUAAGCCCGUCUUUCUUAAAUGAGAAAAAAUGGGUGCAUUCUAAUAUGUUUUCUCUUGAAAGCUACAUAAACCCAUUCCCUACGAUAAAUACAAAUAUCUUCCCUAGGGUUUUAGACACAGACAAGUUCAACACAGAACGCAGGUUACAAGUUACAUCAAUGGCUUUCUUUGGUAAACUCGGGAAUAUUCUACGACAAGGGGCAAAUAGAAAGAUUAUUUCAGAAUUGCGUCCAUCUCCAUCUGUUUUCCAGGCUAUAAGAUGCAUGAAUUCUGGUCCAACCACAAAGCUCUUUAUUGGGGGUGUUUCGUAUUCAACUGAUGAGCAAAGUUUGAGGGAAGCUUUUUCACGAUAUGGUGAAGUUAUUGAUGCAAGGAUAAUUAUGGAUCGUGAAACUGGUAGAUCCAGAGGAUUUGCCUUUAUCACAUUCAAUUCUGUUGAAGAGGCAUCAAGUGCCAUUCAGGCCUUGGAUGGUCAGGACCUUCAUGGUCGUCGGGUUAGGGUAAACUAUGCUAGUGAAAGGCCUCGUGGAUAUGGUGCUGGCGGUGACGGAGGUUUUGGUGGUUCUUAUGGCAAUGCAUCCUAUGGUGGUGGAGGUUCUCCAUACGGAGGUUAUGGGGGCUCUCCAUACGGUGGUGCUUCAAGUGGUGGUAGCUAUGGUGGAAAUGUAGAGGGAGGUUAUGGUGGAGGGCCAGGUGGCAAUUAUGGGGCCAGUGGUGCUGGCAAUAACUAUUCUGCUCCUGAUGGUUUUGGAACUAGCAAUGCUGCUGGCAGUUACGGUGGAAGUGGGGCGAAUUAUGGAAAUGAUGGUAACAUUGCUAGUGGAAACACUUACACCAGGGAACACUUACACCGGGGAGUCUCUGGUGGUGGAUAUGAUGGAAGUGGUGGAUAUGAUGGAAGUGGGGGAUUGGGAUAUGGCAGCAGUGGCCAAUUUGAUAGCAAAGACAGUGGCAAUUUAAAUGAGGAUUUCGGAGGUUCCGGGGGCUCCAUUGAAGGAAAUUAUAGGGAUGAUGAUGAUACUGAUCAUUUUGCCAAAAGGGCCUGAUGGUAGUAGAGUUUGUAGCUUUCUAUUGUCCAUUUCAGGAAUAUUAUGUCGACUAGCAAAACUUGGCGAAGAAAAUAAUUAUCAAUCUUCAGCGCCAAUUUUCCAUUGACCAAAUUGAGAUACUUAAACAGCAUGUAUAUCAGUCAUUGUUGCAACAAUGGUGUGGAAAUUUAACAUAAGUCGUUCAUUUUCAAGUGAUUAUUGGUUUUUGCACGAAAUAUUUGUAUUUUCUUUCAAAUUGUCGUUUUUAAGUCUUUUUGGCCGUGGAUGUGAAUUAUAAUAGUACUAAUAGUACUAAUUGUAUGUUGUUUCUCAUUUGAGGCACAUUUGGUGGAUUGGAUGGGGAUUAGAAUUCUCUCAAUUUCUUA